CUACCGGUUCCUGCGGUGUUUAUUAUAACAAAAAUAAAUGUUUAAAAAAAAAAAAAAAAAAACGUUAACCCGAGGGAGGUUGUUGUAAUCAUGUAACACGAGCUAGUUAGCAAUACACACGUCUCUUGCUAGUGCGUGACAGCGCAGGUCGCCGGUGUUUGGCCGUUUUUAACCGUUAGCGAGCCACAGGAGCAGGUAGCGGGGUAGUCCUCGUUAGCUUAGCCCCCCCCCCGGCACCACACGACCAAAUGUGGCUUCAUGUCGCCUCGCUCCCCGGUGAAAAGUACCACACCUCGCGGGGGAACGCCGUCCUUUAAAUUCGGCGUUCGUCCUCAAACAAGCCAACGGCAGCAGUUGAAUAAUACGGCCCGAUAAUUCAAUAACUUUACGGCCUGGUGCGACUGUUUUCUCCGCUGCUAAUAUGCGGCGGCGACGGUUAGCUCCCCCUCGGUGAAUUGUUAUUUUUAUUCGACUGUGUGAAACGACUUAUAGGCCGAAUUUUUGUUCCGCGUAUCGAUUAUCAGCUCGAGCUGCCGCGGGUGGUUCGGGGUUUGUGGGUUUCGCCGGUACCGACCGGAACCGUUCAAAGUGCCCACAUUUUGGAGUGCGGUGCCACGGGCUCGCGGUGGAAACAACAACUAGCAUGUUGAGUCCCAUCGCUCCCCGCGAUGAAUCCAAUGCACCUCCUCUUCCACACUUUCCUGCUGAUAUAAAACCAAUAAUAAUCUCGUCUUCGUGGCAGAUGCACCGAUUGACAAUGAGGUGUUUUAUUGGUGGAUGGACACGUUAAUUAAUCAAGCCACGUAUUAAUAAACGACGCUUGUAGUUUACCAAAAUAAGGGCAAAAGGGGGGUACAUGUAUUGUUUUUGCAGUGACAUCACAUGAAUCAAUCUGCUUGUUGCAUAUAACUUAAUUGUAAAUAGGAUUUUUUUUAAUAAAGAAUGAAUGAAUCUAGUGCAGCUUUGCAUAUAAUCAGCAUUUUCCUAGAUUCUGAUGGUUUUUUGUUGUUGCUAUCUUUGAUAUUGUUUGCCUUUCUAAUGUAAUAGCAUAGUUAUUAACAUUGGCAUGUGCAGUAGUCUAACGCAACCCCAUUAGAGAUUAUAAAGGUGGACAGUGACACCUGAUGGGAAGUAGAUUUAUGCCAGUAAAAAUGCCAUCAUUCAAAAAUCUAAUCACUCCUUUUGGUGCACGUGUAACUCAUACCCUGCUGGGAUUCCGAUGCACUGCCCCCCCACACACACACACACAACUAUCGUCGCCUCACGGGCUUGCGUAGAGAUGGCGAUCGAAAAAGCGUACGAGUGGCCGCCGCUGAGGCCGAGCAUCGUGACGGUAUCGGCGGAGCCCGGUGGGUGGAGGGUGGCUCGGUCCCUCCGGCUGCUGCUGCUCUGCAGAGUGGAGAUGAUGUGUUCAUCUCUGCAGCGCUGAGCCAAUGCACCUGCACCUGCACCUGCACCUGCGUGUACUUGUCGACCGUCAAUUUGUGGGGAUGAGGUUAUGCUCGUGAUUGAGGGACGUGGCGAUACAGAUAAAUAUGUUUGUUUUUUAGCUCUCCUGCCCUACAUUCAUUGCUCUAAUUCUCUUGCGACCCCUCCCAAGGCCUAAAAUACACGAUAAUAAUUGUUUGCCGCAACUGUCCCCGCCUCUGGUUGACCAUUCAUAGCGCAUAGGAGCUGAUGAUAUUAUCCAAUAUUAAAUGGGUCGAGGAUGCCGUGUAAUAGCUUUCACUCAAGAUGUGGGCCCCAAUGGCUAAAUAAUUCAACGCCUCCCAGUGAGGGGGGAAAUCUCUCCCGCUUCCAUCAUAUUUGGUCCGGGCCUUUUUGAAUAAUUCAUCCGCCUAUCUGUAAAUUGUUUGUCGAAUCGGUGACCUUUUUUUUUUUUUACGAGAUCAAGGAAGCGCAAUAAAUCCGUUCAUCGGAGACGCCGCGUUACGAACGGCGCAAUUAAAAAGGCGGGGAAAUAUGGAGUCGCGAAACCAUGCCGGUUGCUAAGUGACAGCGGGAACUUAUUUUUGUUCCCGCCCACCGUGUUUUGCCCGUUGACGUCUUGAGUGACUGAAAGGACAGAAGAAAAAAAACACACGAUACGGCGGUCUAGACUCACGGGCGUGAGACCCCCUGCGUCUCCGACAGCCCGUCGGUCACUUAGCGACGGAGGCGUCUCGGUUAUUUCCAGAGCUCGAUUGUGUUUUUGUGCUGCGACGACCGGAAGAGACCGAAUUCUUGCUCUUUAAUGGCAUAAAAACAAGUGGAUUCUGGAGGCUUGAUCCGAUACUGUUUUUAUCUAUUAAAUCAUCUCGAGGUGUAUUCAGAGCGUUCGAUUGGCCGCUGCUCCGUCCCCCUCGUUGCAGUCGGCGUAGUCUCCUCUCCACCAAAAGGCUCGUGGGAGAUUGGCCGAAAAGCGGAGCGUCUUUAUUGCGGCGUUUUACUCGACUUGGAGGGUGUUUCAAGUGGUGGCUUCUCUCUCUCUUUCCCUCUCUCUCUGAGUCUGUGGGAUUAGCUGGAGUCCUGUGUGUGUGUGUGAAGAGCAGGGUGCCAGCUUUAAUGGGAAGGUGGCCCGGUGAACAGCUCGGCCUCUCCGCGGCCAGCGCCUCCCCAUCGACUCUCCACCUGGUCGUUGAGCACCUAGCUGGCCGCGAAUGCGUCGACCCCGUCCCUCCCAUCCUCUCUUCCUCCCUGUUUUGUUUUUGUUUUUUCUCUUUCUUUUUCGACCUCCUAUGCGCUCAUUUAAAAAAAAAAAGCGUUGGUCCCUCUCUCUUCCCGCUCUCCCUCCCCGCUCUGCUCGUCCCUCUCCAUCCAUCCCAUGUCCCUGGCUGCCCUUUCCUCCUCCUCCUCCUCCUCCUCCUCCCCCACCACCCCGCCUCCAUCCUAAAGCAAAGUGUCGACUGAAGAGCCCCGUUUAGAGAGCCGGUAACUUUGGUUGAGUCGGUGCUCCGGAGCACCGGCCGGCCUCGGGCCGCCGUGACUGGCUGCUGAGGCUCUGACAUCACUCGAGGCGCCAGCUGUUGAUUUGGCGCUGUCUCCAAGGCUGGCUGGCUUGAUGGGUUGUGGCAGGUAGACUUGUGCUCGCGCAGCACUCUCCCUCCCUCCCUCCCUCUCUUUGUGACACCCACUCGCCCUCCUCUCCCUUUUACACUCCCCUCUCCUCGUCUUCCGCUCUCACUCAGUCGAGCGGGCGAACAGGAGGCAGCAGGCAGCUGCCGUGGAGCGAGCUGGGAGGCGACUCCAGUCUCCUCUCCAGCAAAUAGUGCCUCCUGUACCAUGGAAACUAAACGGUUGAGUAGCAGGAGGGAUGGAGGGCAGAGCUGCCGGGGCAGGUCAGCAGGGGGCAUGAGGGCGUCGGAGGCCCCGGUUGGCGUUCAGAGCAGCUGAAGCGGACAUGGCCAGAGAAGUCUCUCCAAUGGCACCGGCAGGCUCGGCCUCAUCGACCUCACCAGCCGCUUCCUCCUUCGCCGCAACCACCACUGGCUACGCAACAAGUUCUCUGUGUUCUCCAGCCUCUCCCAGUAACACUUUGCAAUGAGAAUGUCCGACACGGUCGACACUGAAACGAUGAAAGUUUCCGAAGCCGCCGACGCCGCGGUGCCGACGGCGAGGGAUGACGCCGCCGACCAGAGACAGAGCGGCGGGGACGACAAGAGCGACGCACAGGAUGGAUUCCUCCCCUCUGGGAAGGAAGAGCGAGCGGCGCAGGACCAAGUGGAGAAAGAGGACGGCUGCGACAAGGCGGACAAGCCGGAGAAGACGCAGAGGAAGAUGCUGUCGAGAGAUUCCAGUCAAGACUACACCGACUCCACUGGCAUCGACCUCCACGAGUUCCUGGUCAACACGCUGAAGGGCAACCCCAGGGAUCGAAUCAUGCUGCUGAAGUUGGAACAGGACAUCUUGGACUUCAUCAGCAAUAAUGAAAGCCACAAGAGGAAGUUCCCGCCCAUGACGUCCUACCACCGGAUGCUGCUCCACCGCGUGGCCGCCUACUUCGGCAUGGACCACAACGUGGACCCCAGCGGGAAGUCGGUGGUGAUCAACAAGACCGGCAACACCAGGAUACCCGAUCAGAAGUUCUCAGAGCACAUCAAGGACGACAGGACGGACGACUUUCAGAAACGCUACAUUCUCAAACGAGACAACUCCAGCUUUGAUCGCGACGUCAGCUCGAUUCGAAUGCGUUUGAAAGCUGACAAGAGGAGCAAAUCGAUGGAGGAGAGGGAGGAGGAGUACCAGCGAGUCAGAGAAAGGAUAUUCGCACAUGAUGGAGACCACUUCAUCCUAGAUAGGAGCGCUCAGGAUGAAGGCGCAUGCAUGAGCACCCAACAGCGGCGUCAAAUGUUCAGGCUCCGGGCCGGCCGGUCGGGCGCCAGCCGGCAGAGCAGCUCGGAGACGGAGACGCUGCCGCGGCACGGCGAGCCGCGGCCGUGGAGCAGCACCGACAGCUCGGACAGCUCCAACCGGCUCGCCCCGCGGCCCCCCAUCACCAAGGCCAGCAGCUUCAGCGGCAUCUCCCCCUGCCUGGUGCGGGGCGACAGCACGGCCAGCAGCAAGAGCACCGGGAGGCUCUCCAAGACGGGCUCCGAAUCGUGCAGCAGCGUCGGCUCCUCGUCCAGCUCGCUGUCCCGUCCCCAGCUGCCCCUCGCGGUCUCGGCGCCGUCCUGGUCCAGCAUCCCCAGCGCGCCUCUGAUCCACCCGGCCGCCGACGCCAGGGGCUCCGGGCACCCCGAGAUGGUCAAGAGCGUCCCGCCGCAGCCCCCGCCGCCCGCCGCCGCCGGCUAUUACGUGUUGCCGCUGGAGGCCUCGGGGAUCCCGCCCGGCAGCGUGCUGGUCAACCCGCACACAGGCAAGCCUUUCAUCCACCCCGAUGGCAGCGCCGUGGUUUACAACCCGGCUGGCAGGAGCCCACAGCAGGGCAAGACCCCGACGCAGCAGCAGCCGGCCAACCACCUCCACUCACAGCCGAUCUGUCCUCCUCUCCAGCUGUCCUCUGAGCCCGUUAACCACUCGCCGGUCUCGUAUCCUCUUCCUCCUCUUCCUCCUCCUCAGUUCCUGCCCGUCUGUCCUAACCAACAGUACACUGUGCCCGACCCCCUCAGCGCCCAGUUCAGUCACAUGACUCUGGCGCAGCAGCAGCAGCCCGGUGGCGGCGGCGGGGCCUCAGUGGCGGACGCUCGCCACUAUUCCGCCGUGUACCACCACCACCACCACCACGCCUCCCCAAUGAUGCUGCAGGGAGGUCCGCAGCACCAGCAGCACCCGCAGCAGGUUGCGAGCUACAUGGUGGCGGGGCCAUCGGGGGUGCACCCGGCGUUGCUGCAGGGUCAGCCCGUCUCGCUCCCGACGCCGGGGGGCCCCAACCACCCGUAUCCCAGCUCCACGCCGGGCCCCGCUGCUUUCCCGGGGUCCGCGCUGAACCAGCAGCUGCUCCAGCAGCACGCCUACAUCCAGCAGCCGGUCCAGCAGAUGUCGGCGUGCUACUGCUCGUCGGCCCCCCACCCGCACUGCUCCGGCCAGCAGCAGCACUACCGGCCCCCCGUCAACCCGCUGCCCUACAACUGCCCUCAGAGCCCAAACCUGCCCCAGCAACAAGUGCACCACGCCAUGAUGCCCCCCCCGGCGUCCAGCUACCAGGCCAUCGUGGGAAUGCAGCCGACCUCCAGCCUGGCUCUCACCGGCAACCAGCAAAGCAAUAUGGGCAACCAGAUUCAGGGCAUGAUGGUCCAGUACCCUCCCAUGCAGUCUUAUCAGCAGCUUUCGGUGCCGCAGCAGACCUACCAGCAGCCGGUGUUUGUGUCCUGUCAGCCGGGCCAGGGGCCGGUGGCCGUGGCCGGCAUGCAGCCCUGCUACAGCCUGCUCCCCCCGAACCAGCACACCACCAUGAGCUCCACGGUGAGUUUCCUGCCCGCCCAGAUGAUGGAGCAGCUCCAGUUCUCUCAGACCUCGGCCCCCUGUGUCUCCCAGCAGCACCCAGGCCAGCAGUAUGCAGGGUUGUUACCCUCGGGCCCCGGCGGUGGCGGCGGCGGCGGCGGCAUGGUGAUGCUGCAAAUGACGGCGCCCUCCUGCCAGCAGCCCCGGGCCCCCUCCCCCUGCCAGCGGAAACAGCCCGGCCACAAACACCCGGGCCCCGAGCACCAGCGCGGACGCCGGCUCGCCGAGCUGCCCGCGCCUGCAGACGGCGCCCAGAGCAGCCUUCCCUCGCCCCCGGCCCUCACUCCCUCGGCCGGCCAGCCGCUCGGCUUCAAGGGCCUCUCGGCCGGCAUCUCGUCCAUCCCCGCCGUGGCCCACCACCCGCACCACCACCCGCCGCUCCCUACAGCCUUCUGCCACAGUGGACCAGGUGAAGCACACUACUCUCUACUGGGCCAACCUCUGCAGUUCAAACCCUCCAUCCGGCCUCCGCUGAUCCACACCGCCCACAUGGUGGCCACACACCAGGGUCCACUGGGCGUUUGGCGUAGCGCUCACGGGAGGAAGGCCAGCAGGAAACCUCUGUCUUCAGAUCUCAGUGUAGGUGAAGCAGUGAGCAGUCAGAUCCUGGAAGUGACGGACCCUCUGGACUCCCACCACCUCCUGGCGGAGCUCUGCAGAGGGGGUGAAUUGAUCCAGCGGCUGUCGGACCAUCAGCCCCGGCUGCGCAGCGCGGCCAGAGACUCUCCCGGCGGACGCCUGGCCUCGUCAUACUCCAUCUUUGCCAUGCUACCCCCCAGAUACGCCGCCCCCGAGCACCGGGCCCCACCGCGCCGGCCCCCGGGCCACCUUCGAACUCCGGACUAGCGUCAGGCACACCGGGGAGCUGUGCGGCCCGGACGGGGCCGGCUCGUAGCCGCUACGCGCAUCUCGGGGCGCCACACGGACGCACAUCCAACCACCUGCCUCUGCUGCCUCAGUCUGGACCGGUUCGGUUCAAGUCCCAGACUCUGUCCAAAUAAAAACAAAAAGAAACCAAACAAAAACAAAUCUGAAAAUGUUCUGAUAAUUUUUAGUUUUUGUUCAUUUUUCAUUUUGUUGCUGCUGCGCCUCAUCUCUAUUCACAAUAAAACAAAAUGUAGUUUGCCGUUCAAAGUGAAAGAGAGGGAUUCCACUGUGGCUCUUCCGAUAGCAGCUGUACGAGUGUGACGCAGCACAAACACACACCGCUCGGUUCUGGUUCAGAGCGUCGUCGUUCAUAUCCAAGUGGUUAUUUUUGUUUUAUUUAACAGUCGUCAAUAAUACCACCAUCUGUGUCCUCGCCACCGACUCGUGACGCCCAGCGGCGUUUAUCUCCCGACAAUAACACGCAGCGGCACAUGAACAAUGUUGAGCCCGUACAAUAAUAAACACUGAAUAAUAGAUACACUACCUGAAAUAUUUGAAGUCACUUUCAUACACAGUGAAUGUUGGAUUUGCACUGAAGUGAUGAGCGAGACGGAGAUCUGAUCGUGUUGGACCGGGCCUGGGUUUUCUUUUAUCCCCCCCCCCCUCGUACCCGUUUGUUGCACUCGGCCAGGACACUUUCUUUUAUAUUUAAUUAAAAUGUUUAUAUGCACACGAAAAAUGCAAUCAACUUUGUCACUACUUGGCUUAUUUUUUUUGGGGGGGGGGUUGGGUGGGUUGAGUUUUAUUUGUGUGAAUCAUGAGGUGUUCUUUGUUCUUUUGUCUGGUGUAGCUUUUUUUUUUUUUUUUGGACUCUAAUAAAUGUUUGCACCACG
Molecule: messenger RNA, 7679 nt
Organism: Pseudoliparis swirei
Lineage: Eukaryota; Metazoa; Chordata; Actinopteri; Perciformes; Liparidae
Product: R3H domain-containing protein 1
Exons: 25
Coding region: 3520-6765 (1081 amino acids)
Molecular function (GO): nucleic acid binding
Source: RefSeq, a predicted model, not a curated record